Molecule: messenger RNA, 2479 nt
Organism: Colossoma macropomum (tambaqui)
Lineage: Eukaryota; Metazoa; Chordata; Actinopteri; Characiformes; Serrasalmidae
Gene: b3gntl1
Product: UDP-GlcNAc:betaGal beta-1,3-N-acetylglucosaminyltransferase-like 1
Exons: 13
Coding region: 158-1315 (385 amino acids)
Source: RefSeq, a predicted model, not a curated record
UGAGGGAGCCGUUGUAUUGCAGGUCAGAGUGGUAUCAGGACUGAGUGGACUGAACGGGUUUCUACACUUCACACAGCGGAAGAGCCGGUAGAAGUGGCUGUAACUGACCUGCUGGUCUGACCGAGAUGUUAAAGGCUGAUCUGAGCUGCUGUUGGUGAUGAACAGCUUUCUGAAACACGCGGGCGACUCUGAGGGUCCGUGUGCUGCGGUGAAGCGCGUGUGCCGGAGGGGCUGCUGGGAGGACGGCGCUGUGGAGGUGGAGUCAGCAGAGGGCGCCAACGUACAAGUGUCAGUGAUUGUUCCUGUGUAUAAUGCUGCUGAGUGGCUGGAUGAGUGUCUACAGGCUGUUCUGGAUCAGGACUUUAAGGGUUCCAUGGAGCUCUCGGUUUAUGACGACUCCAGUACAGAUAACUCCAGAGAGAUUGUUGAGGGCUGGAGAGAAAAACUGGAAAAGAGAGGCGUUUCUGUGGUGAUAUCGGGCCAUAACUCUGACAAACCUAGAGGAGUUGGAUUUGCCAAAAACCAGGCCGUGUCUCAGAGCUCAGGAGAAUACCUGUGCUUCCAGGACGCGGAUGACGUCAUGAUGCCCCAGAGAGUCAGGCUGCAGUACGAGGCCGCCACCCUACACCCUACUGCUAUUGUUGGUUGUCAGGUGCGUCGUGUUCCAGAGGGUUCCACAGAGCGAUACACACGUUGGAUCAACUCCCUCAGUCCAGAACAGCUCUAUACACAGGUUUACACCUCACACGGUCCGACAGUCGUCAUGCCAACCUGGUUCUGCUCUCGGGACUGGUUCCUGAAAGUGGGCCAAUUUGAUGAAGGAGGGAAGGGGGUUCCAGAAGAUCUUCUUUUUUUCUAUCAGUCUCUCCGUCUGGGUGGUUCUGUGAUCAGAGUGGACGAGUGUUUGUUGGUCUAUCGUUACCACCAGAACGCUGCCACACACUCCGUACUGGAGGAAACCAUCUGGAUCCUGCGGGUGGACUUCCUGCAGGAGCGAGUGCUCAGCCAAUGGGAUUCCUUCACCAUAUGGAAUGCUGGGAAACAAGGACGGAAACUGUACCGCAGCUUAAAUCCAACCAAUCAGAAGAAGGUCAGAGCUUUCUGUGAUGUAGAUGAGAACAAGAUCAAGAAGGGCUUCUACACGUAUGAGGAGUCAAAGGAGCGACCGAAGCCUAAGAUUCCUAUACUGCACUUCAGAGAUGCAUCUCCUCCAUUUAUAGUGUGUGUUAAACUGGAUAUGACUGGUGGAGUGUUAGAGGAUAUUUUACUUUCUCUGAAGCUCACAGAGGGAAAGGACUAUUACCAUUUCAACUGAACCUGAGGGAUGGACAGAUCAGCAGAUGGAGAGAAGGAAUGAGAGAGCAUCUAAAGGAGUGGAGGAGAGGAGGGGUUUGGUCAUGGGAACUUUGUCGUCUCUUUCUCGGACAGUGUGUACUGAGAGUUUGAGAAAACUGCCAUAUCUGUUUAACAGCAAACCUCCAACACACACACACUCUGUUUUGUUUGCGCUCCUGCUGCAGUGUGUUGGCUGUUUGGUGUAAAUAUCUGACAUCAUGGUUCUUUUUAGGAAACUUUCAGAAAUUUCAAAUUUCACUUCAGUUAGAUUCAGUUUGAUUAUUUCUGUACGGUUCAAAAAUAUGUUCAUAAAUACAUUGAACACACAGUUGUAUGCAAAAGUGCAUUAAAGAAUGGCAGUUAAGGGGAACUGUGGAAGUCAAAGCUGGAUCUAUAAGGCCAUGAGAUCUCUCAUAUGCUCGUAUGCUGGCCAGAAAGGCAAAGCAAAACCCCCAUAUCACAGCAAAGGACCUUCAGUUAGGCUAAGCUGACACAGGAGUGGUGGUGCACUGCUGUACUGUGCAGCAUUCUGUGCACAUGAUCUGAAAGGAAGAGUCAUCAGUAGGAAACUUUUCCUGUGACCUCAUCACAAAAGUCAGCGUUUAAAGUAUGCAAAACAACAUCUACAUAAACCAGAGACAUUUUGGACUCGAGUGCUGCGAACUGAUGAAAUAAAAAUGUGGCACUUCGGCCACAAUCACCAAAGGUAUGUUUGGAGAAAAGAAGGACAGUAUUUGAUGAAAGGAACACCUUGCCCACUGUUUAGUACGAGGUGGAUCUAUUACGCUUUGGGGUUGUGUGGCAGCCACUGGGAUAUAGACAAUAAAAUGAAUAUACUGAACUCCUUUUUUUCAGAUGUUUAUCUUUGAAAAUAUUUUUAGAAUUACAUUUUAUUUUAACUGAAUUAGAAUUUAUUAUAUUUAUCUAUUCCAAAAUUCCACAAUUGAUUUACUUUAAUUGACUGCCUCAGAUCAAGCCAUUUGUACACCUCUAGAAGCUCCACAGAGUGAGUCUCAGCUUAUUGACUAAUGCGAGUUAAAGGCACACAAGCUUACAGUAGAUGGCCUCUUUCAGGUUCUGUAACACGUAUGCAAAACUGUAAGCAAAGGUCAUAUUUUGGACACACCUUACUAAGAGAACCAAA